Molecule: messenger RNA, 1832 nt
Organism: Osmia bicornis bicornis
Lineage: Eukaryota; Metazoa; Arthropoda; Insecta; Hymenoptera; Megachilidae
Gene: frj
Product: lysophospholipid acyltransferase 7
Exons: 6
Coding region: 95-1480 (461 amino acids)
Biological process (GO): lipid modification; phosphatidylinositol biosynthetic process
Cellular component (GO): mitochondria-associated endoplasmic reticulum membrane contact site; membrane
Molecular function (GO): lysophospholipid acyltransferase activity
Source: RefSeq, a predicted model, not a curated record
ACUAUCUAUAUCUUAUACAGUACUAAAUCCAUGAACAAGUAGGCUAAAUCCACUGAAUCUAAUCCAGUAUAACUUGGGCAGUCAAGUGAUCAAGAUGUGGGCUGACGUGAUUUACGUUGCCACAUUGUUAUUUUCUGUAGUUAUCGGAUUUUACUAUCGACAAAUCGACGAUCCACAGGUUAAAAAAUGGAUGGGCACACUUAUCGGUUUCGUAGUGGCUAGAUUUGUUUCUGGAAAGCAUAUACUUCACCUUUUGUUCAGUACUCUGAUUAACGCGAUUAUCAUAACCAAGCUCUCGCCAAAAGUAUGCCAUGUAAUCAGCAUUUGCUUUUCAUUCUUCUAUCUAAUAAUUAUAUUUCGAUUAGGAGAAUGGGUUGGUUUACCAACACCGCCAACUCAUACAAAUCUAAUACUUAUGAUAAUGACCCUAAAACUAUCUGGAUUAGCUUUUGAAGUAAAUUCAGCCACUAAUCCAGCACCUGGUGAUCCAGAAGGAGUAAGUUCUGAAGCUUUAAAAAAUGUUGGAUUCUUGGAUGUAUUCCAUUAUGCUUUCAGCUACAUGGGACUCUUAACUGGUCCAUAUUAUCGAUACAGAACAUACUGGGAUCAUAUAUAUAGACCACUUACUAAAUACGUGGAUGGAUGGCCUCCCACACUUUAUAAACUGAAACUAACUGGAAUCUUCAUUAUAUUAUAUUUCAUAAUGAAUACAUUAUAUCCCAGCAAGUACAUCCUGACAGAUGAAUUUGCAGAACGGACUUUUCUUUAUAAACACCUUUACAUGUACCCCACAUUUGCUGUUUUUCGAUUGAGAAUGUAUAUCGGUAUGACCCUAGCCGAAUGCGCUUGCCAAAUGGCUGGACUUGGAGCGUACCCUAAAAAAUGUAAACCUUUACAAGGACUAGGACCAAAGGAUUAUAAAACCAUCGAAGCUCUAUCUGCUACACCUGAGGAACUAAAGAACGAAGAAUUUAGCUUUGAUACUAUACACAACAUGGAUGUUAUGAAAUUAGAAACAUGCCAAUCAGUAAGGACAGCUAUGAAAGCAUGGAAUGGCUGUAUUCAAUAUUGGAUGGGUGUCUACGUGUACAAAAGAUUCCCAGUGAAAUGUUUAAGGACUAUUGUUACCCUAACACUUUCUGCAGUGUGGCACGGUUGGGCACCUGGCUACUUUUUCUGCAUUUGUCAGAUUCCUCUGUUCAUGCUAACCGACGAUAUAGCUAUGAAAUUUUACAAUCAAAGCGAAGAAAACAGCCUAGCUAAGAAAGCAUGGUAUAUGCUUUUAUGGUACGAGAAGACAACCUGCAUGGCCUAUUUAGGAGUAUCAUUCCUGCUAUUAGGUUUUCGAGAUACUAUGCAUUAUUACAGAGUUGUAUAUUUCUCUGGGCACAUUGUGGCACUAUUACUUUACGUUACCGUUCUUUGCCUCAAGCCCUACGUACUGAAAAGAACCGUGGAGAGUAAGGAUAAGGAGAAAUAGGCUGUGAUCCUUUUUACAAGGAAUACAAAAUAUUAUAUAAGUUAAACAUUUAAAAUAUGUAUAAUAAAAGGUUCGACUCUACGAAUUAAAGCCAAUUAAAUUCUUCUAGAGUAGCUUAGAUGUCUUUAAAAACAUCAAAUUUUUUUAAAUCAAACAAUAAGGCAUUUACUGACAUUGUUUGUUAAUGAUACUAUUAAAAUGCCUAGUAAAAAUCAAAAUACACUACGUACUGUUGUUGAACUAGUCAACUAUGUAAAAUAUUCCAACUUCGUACUUUCCUAAGUCCUACCUAGAAAAUAGGAACUUUCCUCGAAUACUUAUUUAGAAAUAAAAAAUUCUAUUUCUUUGAUAA